Molecule: messenger RNA, 1269 nt
Organism: Penicillium lagena
Lineage: Eukaryota; Fungi; Ascomycota; Eurotiomycetes; Eurotiales; Aspergillaceae
Product: SGNH/GDSL hydrolase family protein
Exons: 4
Coding region: 1-1269 (422 amino acids)
Molecular function (GO): hydrolase activity, acting on ester bonds
Source: RefSeq, a predicted model, not a curated record
AUGGAUCAAUCUCAGCACUGGGUCCAUACCUGGACCGCAAUGCCCAUGCUCGCCGAGCCAGACAACCUCCCCCCAAAAGCAUUCGUUCAAGAUGGAAUAAUUUUUCCCAACACAACACUUCGUCAAACCCUGAAGAUCACACUUGGUACAGAAAGAUACCUACGUCUGCGUUUCUCCAACACAUUCGGUACAAACGAUUUAACAAUCACCCAAACUGCUAUCGCUCUGGCAAUCAAUAAUUCUUCAGGAAUUAGUGAAAUCGAAUCCCAUACAUUGCAGAAAGUCACAUUUGAUGGUGGGCUGGAGAAAACAACGAUUCCGGUCCGCGCGCAAGCAGUUUCUGAUCCGAUCGAUUUUGGGUUUCCACUGCCAGCCCAUACUGUUCUCAGCGUCAGUUUGUUUCUAGAGGAUGGACAUGAUGGCGAAGGCGGAAUUACUCUCCACCCUGGAAGUCGGACGACUUCGUUUUGCGCGUUCGGGAAUCAUGUAUCGGAGACGACGCUGACGGAUCGUUCUGUUGAGGAGGUUGAGCAUUGGUAUUAUAUCAGUGGAGUCGAAGUCCUAGCUGAUCGCAAAUCGCGCGCAUUUGCCAUAAUAGGAGACAGUAUAACGGAUGGCAUGCACAGUACCACUAAUGGCAACGACCGUUGGCCUGACCUACUUUUCCCACGCCUCCAGUCAAAUCGAAACACUGGCUUAAUCUCCAUUCUGAACCAAGCAGCCGGCGGAAACCGAAUCCUAGCAGAUGGGCUUGGACCCAAUGUGCUCAGUCGACUGGACCGCGAUAUUCUCUCACACUCAGGUGUCCAGUACGUCCUCAUCUUCGAGGGGGUGAAUGAUAUUGGCGUCGCCGAAGCCAAUGAGGAAAGCCAAAGGAUCAUUGGGGAUAGAUUGAUUGCUGCGUAUACACAAAUUGCGACGAGAGUGCAUGCGCGUGGAAUUCAAAUUUUUGCUGCGACUAUUACACCCUUCGGACGGAGAAAGGGCGAGGUUGUAAUUGAUGCAGAGGCAGAGGGAUUUUCGCCAUAUUCGGAUCCGCUUCGAGAGGUGACGAGACAGAGGAUUAAUGAGUGGAUGCGCAAAACUGAAGUGUUUGAUGCGGUAAUUGAUUUUGAUGAAACUUUGAGAGAUAAGGAUGACAGUUCUGUGUUGGCAAAGGAAUUUGAUUCGGGGGAUCGUUUGCAUCCAAAUGCCAAGGCCUUCAAGGCAUUGGCGGAUGCAUUUCCGUUGCAUAUUUUCGAGAAGUCCAAUUUCGCUAAAUUCAACUAA